Eleginops maclovinus (Patagonian blennie) is the source of this 1002-nucleotide messenger RNA. RefSeq names its product free fatty acid receptor 3. The transcript has a single exon. The record is from RefSeq and is a predicted model, not a curated record. Lineage: Eukaryota; Metazoa; Chordata; Actinopteri; Perciformes; Eleginopidae. Gene Ontology annotation, cellular component: plasma membrane. Gene Ontology annotation, biological process: positive regulation of cytosolic calcium ion concentration; positive regulation of insulin secretion; response to fatty acid. The coding region runs from base 1 to 1002 and encodes 333 amino acids. Gene Ontology annotation, molecular function: bioactive lipid receptor activity.
AUGCAGAUGGAUUACAAGGAUUGCAUUGCCCUCAUUGUCUAUUUCAUUACCUUCAUUCUGGGUCUUCCCGCCAACCUUCUGGUCCUGUUCGUGUACGUGCGCAAGGCCCGCAAACAUGGCGCCACACCCAAUGUGGUUUACGCCCUCAACCUGUGCCUGGCCAACUUGGCACUGGUGGUCUGGCUUCCCGUAAAGGCUUCGGAGACAUUGCUUCAGGACUGGACGCUGCCAGAACCCGUCUGUCCCAUCUACAGCUUCUUCCUCUUCUCCUCGCUGUACGCCAGCUGCCUUUUCAUCACCGCGGUGACAGUGGGGCGCUAUCUCAGCAUUGCAUUCCCGCUUAUCUACAAGAGAUACCGCAAUGCUCGGAUCUCUUGCUUCAUCAGCGUUGCCUUGUGGGUCUUGGUGCUCAUUCACCUCAGUGUUGCCCUGGUGACUGAAGGGGGGCCUAACUUUGUCUCCAUUAAGGGUGACACCUUAGAAUGCUAUGGCAACUUCAACGAAACCCAGCUGGCUGUUCUGCUGCCUCUGCGCCUGGAGAUGGCCAUCGUCUUGUUCAUUUUGCCUCUGAUCAUGACGUCGUUUUGCACACUGCGCUGCGUCACCCUGGUGUGGCGAUCAAAUUUGCGCCCAAUGGGAAAGAGAAGGGUUCUGACUGUUGCUCUCUCCACACUGGCAGUGUUUGUUGUGUGCUAUGCACCCUACAACGCCUCCCAUAUUGUGGGGUUUGUUCAACAUGCAAAUGUUGAGUGGAGGACGUACGCCAUGCUGACCAGCUCCUUUAAUGUUUUCCUGGAGCCUGUGGUCAUGAUGAUGCUGUCGCCAGCAUCGUCAAGGGGGAUCAUGGGAAGAGUUUGUGGACGGCAAAGCCAAUUCAGUCGGAUUGAGGGGUGUCGGCAUCGAGUUAACAGCACUAACAGUGUUGCAAAUGUAAGGGCACCACAAACGCUAUCUGAGAGGACCCAGGUGGCGGCCCAGGUGACCAGAGAAAGCUAUGAGUGA